Messenger RNA from Aspergillus lentulus, 858 nucleotides. RefSeq lists its product as uncharacterized. Lineage: Eukaryota; Fungi; Ascomycota; Eurotiomycetes; Eurotiales; Aspergillaceae. The record is from RefSeq and is a predicted model, not a curated record.
AUGACAUUGGUUUUCGCUGUGUCUUUUACCGGUGCCGGUUCGAUGCCACUUGCCAACAGCACAGGCUCCUCGGCCUUGAUCGAAGAGCCUUCUCUAGACUGGGCAAGAGAUAGCAAACUGGGAUUGGGCACGCAACCGGAGGUGGAAGAUAAGCCCAAGUGGCCACCGGUAUUAGUCCCGGAGGGUGCACAUAUCACAUCCACAAUGAUAGAAGGGGAACAGCCUCCUAUUCCGCAGCCUACAUCACCGCCGCCUAUCAGCCCAUGUGAAAGAGUCCCAGGGGCACCAGUCCUUAGCCUAGCUCUGAGCUGUAGCCCAACAAUGCCUCUGACAGGGAGUCUGGAGAUCUCUAUCAGAGUGAUAUACCACGGUCUAUCGGAUAAUGUUAAAGAAGAACUCUGGCCGAUCACUUUCCACACCUGGGCAUUCAAGCCGGUAGAUAGCCAAUUCCGCGUCUAUCGCCAUCGCUGUCGAGAUCAUUCUAGUCUAGAGACAGAGGAGGAAUGGGAGACAUUUUACGCCGACGGCCAUCGACAUCAGUUUUGGGACAAUUCCGAUAAGCUGAUAAACGUGUUUGAGAACCGAGAUAAUCAGCUUCUGACCCUCUUCCCUGGGGAAUCCUGGUCAGACUUCUGGACAAUGACGGCGGACGGGGACGGGCUCCCCGAUGCCCUGAAACCCGGCGAGCGGCUCCAAUACCAGUUCAAGGGGAAUACAUUGGACCGGUGGGAUUAUGGAACGGCCGAGUCUCACGCGCAGACCAUCGUAACGCUGCCUGGCUCGGGGGUGGAACCGAUUUCGAACCCUAAGGAUACUGAAGGCCGGCCGAAAGUGGUCGUACCGGCGCAAACAUCGUGA